GUAAUGGUCGAUCAAUACUCCCGUCACUAAAUCCAUCUCACCUGGACAGUGGAGGAAGAUAGACUAGUCCAUGUAGCCUUCCCCAAUAAAAGUGAAUUGGUCUGUUGUCAGCAUGCGUUGUGAGAGCAACGUUGAUGGGUGGGUCUGUUGAUGGACUCAAUGAGGCAACAGCGUCAUUAUUGAGAAGCAAGCGUGAAGGCUGCGAGGACGGAUGUGGUACAGUAGAGGAAACUUUUGUUCCUUCAGUGACAAUGUGGAUUUGUCUUCGCGAUCCGGUGACCCAUUCAGGUGUGGACUUGUAAGGAUAUCUCUUCAUGUUCUCAAGGACUCUGAACGGAAGGAGGAAGCCAUUGGAGGUGAGACUUGUACCGUCCCGGAUCCACUUUACCAACUGCCUGGACCCCCAGGCUUUACAUGACGAAGGGGUGAUGGGGGAGUUCUGUCGGAAAGUGGUAGAGAGGGGGGAAUACCCUCGGUUACAAGUAGCAGAGAAGGAUGGGCACUUCUUCACCCUCAACAACACCCGACUCCACUUAUUCCGUCGUCUUGAGGAGUUGGGACAUUGUCGUAAAGUGAAGGUGGAGCGGAUUCCCCUUAAAGAGAUUCCGGAGGGUAUCCGACAGAUGAUGACUCCACCGCCAUCGAUCAAACAUAACAAACGAAAGGGUUACCAGCCAGUUGGUCAAGUCCAGGACUCAUUGAAAACUCAAUCAGAUGACGACAGUAGUGAUGAUGUCACUGAAACUGAGGAAUCCGAGGACUCGGACUCAGACAGCGAUUUAAGCGAUGAAGAAGAUGAGGAGACCUCUGAGGAAGUAUCAGAAAAUCAAUCACAAGAAGAGGAUGAAAGUUUGUUAUGACACGGAUUGUCCUUUUUCACAGCCAGUGGACGAAUAUUGACCUUCUCAAGGAUACUUGUAAGGAGAAUAAGCGCCAUAUAUGUACAGUAAAUGGCAACUAGGAAGAUUUACCGGCGACUUGUUCUCAACUCGACACUGUAAAUAUGUUAAUAAUUACUGACACUCGUUUUGCCUGAGAUUGUAUUUAGGUACCUUUCUGACGACAGGGACUGAAUUUAUUUCCUUUGGCCUGAUACCAUAUGCUUUAAUCCUGGAACAUAUGCAUGGAUGGUGAGAGUGUGAAUCAGAGAUGUUUUCAAUAAACUGGUGGAUACAAUACCAACCUACUGUCACCUUACAGAAGAAAACAAACAAUAGGGUAUUUAGCAAUCAAAGUCAGGGAGAAUUGGGACUUCAAACAGAAACAUAAUGAUCAUUCAUUUUGGUAAAUGGAUGACACAGAGAUUGAUUUACACUUACCGUUUACUCAUUAUAUUUUUAGAUGAGCGAGGUACGGUUUUUAAUAUCUCUGGCACUGAAAUGUACAUAUUCCAAAGUGUAUUGAUAUUUUGAGAGAAAUAAACAUUUCAAUUGUU
This is a messenger RNA of Haliotis rubra (blacklip abalone), 1435 nucleotides long. RefSeq lists its product as uncharacterized. The coding region runs from base 315 to 860 and encodes 181 amino acids. NCBI's taxonomy places the organism in Eukaryota, Metazoa, Mollusca, Gastropoda, Lepetellida, Haliotidae. The record is from RefSeq and is a predicted model, not a curated record. The transcript is spliced from 3 exons.